Messenger RNA from Tetranychus urticae (two-spotted spider mite), 1164 nucleotides. RefSeq names its product nucleolar pre-ribosomal-associated protein 1. Lineage: Eukaryota; Metazoa; Arthropoda; Arachnida; Trombidiformes; Tetranychidae. The record is from RefSeq and is a predicted model, not a curated record. Gene Ontology annotation, biological process: maturation of LSU-rRNA from tricistronic rRNA transcript (SSU-rRNA, 5.8S rRNA, LSU-rRNA); maturation of 5.8S rRNA from tricistronic rRNA transcript (SSU-rRNA, 5.8S rRNA, LSU-rRNA). Gene Ontology annotation, cellular component: nucleolus.
AUGAAUCGUUUUAAUAGCUUGAUUUCGGCUUAUGGGGCUACUUUAUCAACGAAAGAUGUGGAAAUUUUACAAGAGUUGUUUUCUUUGGAUGCGUCUGCUUCUUUGCUCAAAUUCAAUCCGUUCAUUUGGGGUGAAUCUGCACCAUUAUAUUAUUCAACUAUUGCUGAUACUCGAUUCACGCUGUUUAAAAUGCCUAAAUCUUCUCAUGUUUUGGGUCAAUACAGGAAGGGUAAAAUGAUGAAAACAUUGAAGGAAUUUCCAGUUGAUUUACCUCUUGAUCCAUCCGUUGAAUAUGAAGAUCGACCUGAUUUAUAUGACCCAAGGUUUAUCCUUUUUACUCUCUAUCAUUUAUUGGGACCUGAAAAUGCGAUCAACAGCAAUCAGAUUAUUAAAUUAAAUGGCUUAUCAAUUGCUUUAAUGACGACAUCUAGUGAAAAUGCUUCUAUGAGAAACCUGGGUUACUUGGUUCUUGAAAGAUUUUUUUACCAUUUGGAAGGAUCUAAAUCAUCUUCUGCUAUUUACUUUUGGGUUCACUUUAUUGACUGUUAUAGAUCUUCGUUAAAUUCAACUAAUCAACAAGUACCAUUUCUUCUCAACUCUCUGCUAAUUGAAAUAAUUGAAAUUGUUGACACACCAAAAGACUCGUUGUUUUAUGCAAUCAAAGAUUUUGUUACUGCCAAACCAAAGCUGGAUUCCUAUCAGAUUACUUUAUUAUUUAAAAAUUUAUUAACAACAAAAGAUCUGGAAUGGAAAAAGUGUCAAAAAUUAGUGCUAAAUUUAUUAUCUAGAUGCAUAAAAAGUGAUGAAGACUUUGAAAUCUGUAAGACCAAUGAUCUUUGCCGUUACAUCCUAUCAAUCUACUCCAGCAAUUGGUGUGAUCUCAACGAUAAAAUUUGUAUCCUAAAAUUUAUCAAAAGCUGCAUUCGCUUGCCAAAAGUUGCUAAAGUGUUCUUAAUAGAAUAUGGCUUGACAGUUUGGUUGACCAAUAUAGUUGCUUCGCUUGAUUCAAAGGAUCCAUCAGAACAGGAUGAACUCAAAGAUUUGGUAAAAAUUUUACAGAAGUCGUGCAGAAACACCGAUCUUCCUAAAAAUUGUUAUAAACAGCAGUUAAAAAUGUUAAAAGUUUGGGUUAAAUUUUCAGAGAGUUCCAGUGUUACUUCCUAA